GGGAUCGCUGCUCGCGUGCUGCUCGCGAGCGCGGCCUCUCCUCCCGCCCUGCCAUGGCGCUGCUGCUCGAGCUCCUCCGGCGGCUGCUGCGCURCCUCGGCCGGCCGCGCCACCAGGCCAUGUUUUUUGAAAUUCGCGUAUUUGGCAGCAGUAUCAGUCGUACGCUCAGAACAUGCCUGCCUUCAGCAGUCUCAUCAGGAAGGCAUUUUCAGCAGUUAUAUGCUGUCAUAAGGAAGUAUCAGGACAAGGUCACAUCUGUUUGUCAAAAAAGGGAAUAUGGAUCUGGUCGAAGUGUUGUCCGUAGACUUGGGACAAUUCUUUCUUUGGAGCCCUACCCCAGACCCUAUUUUCAAUUUGUUCAAGACUCACAUCCAUUGGGUUGUGAUGAGCAAAACACAGCUCCAGCUUCUGUAGCUCCAUCACUUGCUGAUGUSCUGUGGGUAGCAAAUGAUGAAGGACAAGCAUGUACUAGACUGAGGACUGAAUUGAGGAGAAAAGAGAUAAGUGCAGAUCCUUCUAGCCUAUAUACUCUAGAUUCAAUACAGAGCAUUCCAAAAAACAGUACACCAAAAAACAGUGUUGAUCAAGCCGCACUCCAGAAAAUUUCUGCUCUUGAAGAUGAGCUGACCUUUCUUCGUGCUCAGAUUGCUGCAAUUGUUUCAGUGCAGACCUUGGGAAGCAUUCCAUCACAAGCCUUUACAACACUCAGGACCCCAGAUGGAUUUUACCCACUGCCAGCCAUUUCUUCUACACCACUGUCCGUCUCUCACAAUCAUUUUGUAAUUCCCUCGCCUCCUCCGCUUCCUUCUGCUGCACCAUCUGCUGUUGAUGCAAGUAAUUCUGCACUGGAACUUAUAAAACAACGCCGAGCUGCAAGUAACAGUGAAUCAAUUGCACCUGACUGUGCUGAUCACCAGAGCACAAAGAACAUUCCCAGUAUGAUGGAUGUUUUGAAAGACCUAAACAAAGUUCAGUUGCGAGCUGUUGAGAGAUCUCCUGGAGGUACUCCUCUUUCUAGACCCAARAAGAGGCAAAGUUCAGAUUGGGAUCCGGUUGCUCUACUAACUCACGCUCUAAAGCAGAAAUUUGCACAUAGUAAUGAUGUUGAAGAUGAUUCCCUGGAUAAAGAAAAUCAAUCUUUUGAUAGCUCUCCAUUUUCUAGUCCUGAGAUGCCAAUGGUUGGACGUUGCAGCCUGAAGCCAAAUACAAAAYCCAGCCUUGCAAGAACUGAUGGAGUUAAGCAGGUACCAGCAUGGAAAGCAAGAGCUCAUAUUUAGUCGAGUGAGACUUUAGUGGAGACCUCCAAGGAAAACUCAGUGUGUAUAAGUGGGGGUUCACUUUGAAACUUCUGUAAGGUGCUGUAAUGUAUUGUUCCAGAACGUAUCUUUCCUGUGCUAUUGAAGUUUGGUUGUUGCAGGGUUUGUAAAAUUAUCUUGUCUUUCUCCUUUUWUUUUUUUUUUUUUGUAAAUGUGAUGCUUUUAUGAGAAGCACAGAACUGAAAGAAGGCUUCCAUUGCUAUGGAACAGUGUCUUUGACACCUGGGAAAUUCAGGAAAGCAGCAUGUGUGUAUGUAAAAAAAGUUUAUUGCUGUGGGAGCUGAGGUAUAUGCUCUGUUUGCACUCCAGUGUAAAUAAUAAGGAAGUGUAAAUUUUUUGUUGGUGUGUUAUAACUACUGUAUAUAAUAAUACAUUUUUUAUGAGAGUGGCAUAGAUGCCUUGGUCUUCUUUGCAGUUUGCUGAUGCCACUCCUUAUUCCAUGUGUAAACAGCUUUCUAAUUUAUUUUGGGUCAGGAGUUAUAAACUUUCAUGUUUGUGGAACUCUGUGCUGUAAGUAACCUGUAAACCAUCUAUUAAAUGCCUGUAAUAUGCCAGAGUUGUGUUCUGAGGUAAAAAAAGACUUGUGUUUGAGAUCUGAUAGCACACAGUCUAAGUUCCAUAUGUAAGUAAAUAUUAAAUCCUAUUUUGGCACGUGCAUUUAAACUCAGUUUUGUUCACAAAAGCUUAUAAAAUAAAUUUUUUUUUUAUGUCAUA
Malurus melanocephalus (red-backed fairy wren) is the source of this 2030-nucleotide messenger RNA. It is a transcript of the gene MTFR2, whose product is annotated as mitochondrial fission regulator 2. Gene Ontology annotation, cellular component: mitochondrion. The record is from RefSeq and is a predicted model, not a curated record. The transcript is spliced from 8 exons. The coding region runs from base 54 to 1277 and encodes 407 amino acids. NCBI's taxonomy places the organism in Eukaryota, Metazoa, Chordata, Aves, Passeriformes, Maluridae. Gene Ontology annotation, biological process: aerobic respiration; mitochondrial fission.